Molecule: messenger RNA, 8778 nt
Organism: Thunnus maccoyii (southern bluefin tuna)
Lineage: Eukaryota; Metazoa; Chordata; Actinopteri; Scombriformes; Scombridae
Gene: map3k9
Product: mitogen-activated protein kinase kinase kinase 9
Exons: 11
Coding region: 3307-6471 (1054 amino acids)
Biological process (GO): protein phosphorylation
Molecular function (GO): ATP binding; protein binding; JUN kinase kinase kinase activity
Source: RefSeq, a predicted model, not a curated record
CUCUUACACACACACACACACACACAAAAACACACAGAGUAGAGCAAUGGGUCCACUGCUGCACAAGAGGGUGGGCAGUUAGAGGGGCUGACUGUCCCCAUUCAGAGGCAACACACAAAAAAAAAACCACAUUAUGUACAUAAUUUUCAGUGUAUGUUUACAUAGGCACAGUACAGGUGUCCUGGGAGGGAAAAAGCAUGUCAACACCAACUUUCACAUCUCAUCUACAGGUUACCUGCAGUCGCUUCAUCUGAGCCAGUGUCAGUGAAAGUGUGAAGUUAUUUUUAUUUUAUUUUUUUUGGGUCACUGGAGCUCAUUUUGUCACCCUUUUUUCCCCCCUUGUUAAAAUCCUGCAACAGGAAAUAUUUUGUAUAUUUUGAUUUCAGCAGGUAUUCAUGAUGACAAGGAAGUGCCAGUGUUAUAAAAUUUUCUCUUUGCCUUUAGUGGCUACUUGUACUGUUUAGUUGGUUGUAUUCUUGAUUUUUAUCUGCCGGGAUGUUUCGAGCUGAACAGUGUGUGUUUGUGUGCUGUGCAUGUUGCCGUGCUGAAGCCAGGCUGUGUGUCCUCUUCGCACUCCGUGUGCACAGGCGGGUUGUUGUUGUUGUUGGUCUUCACAAGGGCACGACGCUGAAUUGGUUCUGUCAUUUUUUUGUCUUAAAAAAAUACAUGUCUUAAUUCUGUGAAAAAGAAAAAUAUAUAUAUAUUUAUCAUACACAUCACUUCUCAAGGCACCAGUCUCUUUUUUUUUUUUUUCAUUCUCAGUCUGCAGGAUUGGAAGUAAAAUAUGACCAUGAUUGGACUUGUGGUUGAUGAUGUUUUAAGACACUGAGGAAAGCUUCACUGACGAGGUGAAUACUGUUCUUUUAACUUUGUUUUUGUGUAACAGAAAAAAAAGAGGGGCACAUUUUAAUGGAUGGGUAUGUUUUCCUGGCCUGCAAUGAGAUGUCAAAAAUAAAAAAAAAGCAAAUUUCCAAAGUUGACGGUGUUUUGAGAUCAACCCGUUUUUGUUCUUUUACUGUGGAAUAAAAGCAGCUUUCUGGUUCAUAAGCAAACGCUGGUUUUACUGAUUUAAAUCAAAGCUGUCGUUUUUUUAAAUUCUGCCUGUGUGUUGACUUCAAGUUAACUCAUGUAAGUAUACAUUUGUCACUGAGAUAACUUUACAUCAGACUUGAUUAUAGGGUUUUGAAAGGUGUUCACAAACAAAUCAUAAUAAUUCAACUCAAAACACAGUGAAAAAGCACAGGUGUGUCGUGUCGUCCCAGGCUGGACACGGACAGGAUUCUGGACAUUGACAGAAUGAGAGAUGCUUAUUGGGAAAUUAAUUUUCUGUUUUUUUUGUCUUCCUUAUAUAAAGACAAUGAAGCUCCAUCUCAUAAAAUCCAGAAGCCAAGUUAAAGGAUAGUUUUGUCCCAUUGAAAAGAUAUUUAUUCACUACAGUCCUGUGUUUGGGAUCUUAUACAUUUAUAACAGUAAUCUCCAUGUAUGUUUCUUGCACUUCGCUGCAUAAAAGCCUCCAGGUUGUGUUUAGUCAGAUCACAUUUUGCUGGCUCUGUCUCUGUGUUUUUUUUAAACACAUGAUGUUAAAGUAGCCAAGAGCAGGCUACAGAGGAACUGCUUUGUUUACAUUUUGCAAACCACAGAAUAUUACAAAUUUAGAUUUUGACUCAUUUUCUCUACUCACUUCUACUCACUUUUUUUUUUUCUUUUUUUUUUGAAGCAGCGGCUGUACAAGCUGCAGAAAAGCUACUUUUGGGAGUACAGUAGCUUUUUAAAAAUUAUAUCCAGUGCUCUCAAAUAAAAAAACAAAACAAAACCUUCAGCUGUCACCUGUAUGGAAGCCCAUUGCUGCUAGAAAAAGAAAAGCUUAGAUGAAAAGUUAGUCAUGAUUUAAAAACAAAACAAACAAACAUACAAAAAACACACUCGCAGUAGCUCAAUAUUGAAAAGAAAUAGUAAAUCAACAUUUUGACUUAUUACAUCAUAAUUAAAAGGUAGCGAGUCAAACUUUUUAGCUCACAAUUUUUGACUUAAUAAGCCAAACUUUUAACUUUUUAGCUCAUAAUUGUUACUUAAUACGCCAAAAUUUCGACUUUUAAUCUCAUUUCACUUGAUUUACCAUGGUCAUUUUUUAUUUUUUUAAAUCUUUUUUAAUCAUUAUUAUUAUUCUGGCAGAAGUGGACUUCCGUAUGCAUGUCAUCUUGUCUGCCCCCAUUUCCCCAAAUGUAAUAUUUACCACCUCUGUAAUUAUACAUUGCCACCCACAAGCUUGGAGAUUAUAUCCUGCAUCAACACAUGAAUAUAAACACUAGAUGUGCAAACGGAUCCUCGUGAAAUGUGUCAGGAAAUGAAGUGACAGUGGAGCCUUGAUUGAUGCUCGCUCUUGGUUGAUUUCUCGCUCAUACUCUUCUGCUCAUUCCUCUUCACGCAGAAUAAACAUGUGAAAUACUGUUAUUGCAUCUCCACUGUUUGUACAGUGUGUUUACCUGAAGCUGACCUCACACCUGCACUAUAUUCCUGAUGUCUUACCACAAAACAUUUAGGGUUUAUUUUUCAUUUUUCUAUGAACAGGUUGGAAUUUAAUCAAGAAAUUUGAGCAUCUGUUUUAAACAAAUGAGGGGAAAUACUAUUGAUGGAGUUUCUAUCACUCACACAUAAACACACAUUCUCAUCACAUCACUAAAGUUAUGGCAAUUGUUCAUUUGAUUGUUGUUUGUGUUGACUGUUUUCUACUCCUUGCUAUGAGUUUUUAUUUCAGGGAAUUAUGCAUGUAAUUUAACCUUAAGUUGAAAUAUUUUAUUAUGUUUUGUUUAUUUGUUCUUCUUUUGGUUGGGGGUCAAUAACUAAAUAAAGGAGACAAUUUGAAGAAAAAGAAAGGCUUCCUUGUUUGUGUUUGAUUGGCAUGGAGCAGGUUCACGCUAUGAUAAGGGUGACCAGCAUUUGACGCUAAGAGGAGGGUGGGAAAUAAACUGUUGCCGACGUGUCGGUGCACCAAUAGGAUGCCGGGGAUGAUUCGCACGUUGGCACAAUUGGCUUAAAAUAAAGACUACUGCGUCCGAGGAGUUUCAGCGGUGAUUGGGUGUAGGAUUGUGCAUAGAAAAUCACCAAGCUGACUUGUGUGUUUGAUAGCAGCCAUCGGUGAGUGAAAGGCAGACGAUGCAGCAGAAUGGUGCUUUCAGUUUACUGCAGUGUUUGUGUGCGGGAUUAGCCGCUACUUAGCUUUGUGUGUGCAGACGCAGGAGCCAGCCAGCCAGCCGCGUCAGGUGGAUGCGCCUGCAGUGAUCCAGGUCGCCCCUAUGGAUCGCGUCCAUGGAUGUCUUCAAACCCGCUUUGGACAAUAGUUUGAGUCCCAAGGCGAGCAUUCCCUCAUCGGAAGAAGCAGAGGCAGAUGUUUUCCGCUGGCCGACACCGCAGAAUGGCAUCAGCGCCGCGCCGGAUGCGGGACCCGCCGCGCCGGGCUUCUGGACCGCCGUGUUCGACUAUGAGGCGACUGCGGACGACGAGCUCAGCCUGCGCAGGGGGGACCUGGUGGAGGUCCUGUCCAAGGACUCCCUGGUGUCGGGAGAUGAGGGAUGGUGGACCGGUAUGAUAGCAGACCGGGUUGGCAUUUUCCCGUGUAAUUAUGUCAGCAAAGGGAAUGGCAUCCCGGAGGAAAUACGGGACACCUCAGAGCAGCAGUACUCAGUGCCUCCUCUGCACCUCCUGGAGAUUGAUUUCUCAGAGCUGACUCUUGAGGAAAUCAUCGGGGUGGGCGGUUUUGGAAAAGUCUACCGUGCCAUAUGGCGGGGCUCAGAGGUGGCGGUGAAAGCAGCGCGACGAGACCCUGACGAGGACCCGGACCAGACUCUAGAGAGCGUCCGUCAAGAGGCGAAGCUCUUUGCCAUGCUCAACCAUCCCAACAUCAUGGGGCUGCUGGGGGUUUGUCUACAAGAGCCCAACCUGUGCCUGGUCAUGGAGUUCGCUCGGGGCGGCCCCCUCAACCGGGCCCUCGCGGGGAAACGAAUCCCUCCGUGCACGCUGGUGGAUUGGGCCGUGCAGAUCGCCCGGGGCAUGCACUACCUCCACAGCCAGGCCAUCGUCCCCAUUAUUCACCGGGACCUCAAGUCCAGCAACAUCCUGAUCCUUGAGAGGGUUGAGAUGGAAGACCUCAGCAACAAGACCCUGAAGAUCACCGACUUUGGCCUGGCUCGAGAGUGGCACCGCACCACCAAGAUGAGCGCAGCUGGCACUUACGCCUGGAUGGCUCCCGAAGUCAUCCGCUCGUCCACGUUCUCCAAGGGUAGCGACGUUUGGAGUUACGGCGUACUGUUGUGGGAGCUGCUGACGGGAGAGGUUCCGUUUCGGGGUAUCGACGGUCUCGCAGUGGCUUACGGAGUGGCAAUGAACAAGCUGGCUUUGCCCAUUCCCACGACUUGUCCUGAGCCAUUUGCACGUCUUAUGGAGGACUGCUGGAGCCCAGACUCUCACUUCCGGCCGCACUUCACAACUAUUUUAGACCAGCUGACCGCCAUCGAGGAGUCAGGCUUUUUUGAGAUGCCAGCAGAGUCCUUCCACUCUCUGCAGGAUGACUGGAAACUGGAAAUACAGGAUAUGUUUGAUCAACUGAGGACCAAGGAGAAGGAGCUGCGAUCGUGGGAGGAAGAGCUGACCCAAGCGGCGCUGCAGCAGAAGUGCCAGGAGGAGGCGUUAAGGAGGCGCGAGCAGGAAUUAGCGGAGCGGGAGAUCCACAUCCUAGAGAGAGAGCUCAACAUCAUGAUUCACCAGCUCUACCAGGAAAAGCCUCACGUGGAGAGCAGACAGGGCAAGUUCCGACGCAACCGCCUAAAACUCAAGGACGGGAACAGGAUCAGCUUGCCUUCAGAUUUUCAGCACAAAAUCACAGUGCAGGCGUCGCCCUCUCAUGAUCGGCGCAGGAGUUUGCUCAGCAGCAGUUCCAGCCCUCCGAACAGUCCACAGAUGCUGCCCCGCCUAAGAGCCAUACAGCUCACUCCAGCGGAAGGGUGUACAGCCUGGGGUCGCUGCACAGGGUUUCAGCAGGAUGAAGAGGAAAUGGAGAGGAAGGGGUCCAGGAAGAAGGGCAGAUCUCGCGGGGGUGGCCCUCACAGGGAGCACAGUGCUGAUGCGAGUGUGAAACCUCCCCAUGAGGGGAGCAGGCAGCGGUCCUGCAGCGCCCCGAACCUUCGCAGAUCCCCAAGACACAGUCCAGCAGUGCCUGGAGUGCCAAGCCUGGUGGAGAUGGAAAAUGAGGACUGCUGCUUCACUACUGAGCCAGGAGCAGCCUCUGGUCAGUCCUACCUCUGCAUCCCCUUCCACAAAGAGGGCCACACAGCUGCUGCUGCUGCUGAUGGUGAAGAUGGAGAUGAGUACUGCCCCAGCGGCCAGGUACCGGCAACACCGCCGUGCAGGAAAAGCCCAGGAGGUGGUCGGCGCUCUGAGCUGGUCCUGCUGGGCUGCGGAGCUCUGCUGGCAGCCGUCGGACUGGGCUGCAACCUGCUAACUUUGGCUCAACCGGAAGAGAGCAUCAAAACACGAUGGGAGAGCUUCUUCCACAGAACGGGGGGCCAAAGGCGGAGCACCAGCCCCACAACUCGCAGACUGUUCAGGCGGGAAAGCCCAUUGAAACCCUCAGUACCCUCAUUACCUGAGCGAGGUUUGCCCUCCUCUUAUACGCUGCUGUCCUUAUCAUCAGUGUCAGACUGCAACUCCACCCGCUCACUGCUGCGCCCUGACAGCGAAGAGUUGUUAGUCUGUCGCCCUGCUUCCCCGCCCGCACAGCAUCCCGUCCCACCUCCUGUCCUGAGGCAUCAUGGCGUCCAAACCCCAGUCAACCCACUGGUCAACACCCACCUUGAGAGCUUCAAGCGUAACCCCCGCCAGUCUCUCACGCCCACACACAUACCCUCCGCCACAAGUUCGUCACGUAGCUUGCGUCGAACGCCGUCAGACGGAGCCAUCAAGAAGAGCAGCCCUCCUCAUAAUCUUGAACCACUGCCAGAAAAGAAAGCACUGGAGAACACAGGUGGUUUUAGAGGACUAAAAGAAGACUUUUCUGAAGUUCCCCGGCUCCCAGAUCCAAAUGUGGUGUUCCCCCCAACACCCCGACGUCGCUGUGCCCCUGAACGCCCCAAAACUCUAGACUUUGUAGCUCGGCCUCGGCCUUCACCACGAGCACGCUGUGACGUGUUUUGGGGGGAAGCGAAGCCUCGGGGAAACGGACAGACUCUAGGUAAUGGUGAAUCCCCGGCCCACACCUCCAGCACAGAGACUCCACCCACUGUAGAGUUUGGGAGAGACCCUGCAGUGCUGCCCACCCCCAUGGAGGCCCCGACACCUUACUCCCCCCGCAGGAACGAAAACCUGUUGGAUCAGCUGGACGAGGGACAGUGCCGGGACGGAACCAUCCCCCUCUGCAGACCGGAAAUCAGCUUUCCCAAAGACUCACCUUAUCGCUACAGACCUGGAUUCUGGUCCUAGCUUUGUCCCAUGUGCAUACAGCCUCAGCCCUUCACUGGUCCAACACAAGGAGGGGAGUGUCCCUGGUAUAAGCCUUUGGAUUGUUAAAGGUGUGGGUCAAUCAGUACUUACAAAUUGUUCUCUGAAACUGUUUUAAGCUUUAAUCAGUACUUGAAUGGAGGUGGUUCAACUUUGCCCAUCUACAGUAUUGUCACCUAAAUCACAGGAAGACAUGCAAAAUUGACUUUCAUGUACUUGCUGUGAAUACUUUACCUCUCUGUGUUGCCAUUUGUGGUAAAAAUCCUCCAAUUUGGCAUCUAAAAACUGCUAAAACAAACCUCGGAAAUUAUUUUAAAAUAUGACUUGACCCAGGCGUGGUUAAGAAACGAAUAAUAAUCUUUUAGCUUUGAUUCCUCUCACCUACAGAAACCCUGUCAUUUAAGAUGUUCCCCUGGGGAAUAAAUAGAUGUAAUGGUUCGACUGUAAUCGUAUGUGUUAUGAAGAAAAGCAUUGACAGUAUCACAAAGCUUUACAUACUUUUCUUAAUUUCAAGCUUGAGUUGAAGAUUGUGCAUUUAAUGAAGUGCACUUUUGGAAAGCAUCAUGAAUGUAAAGCUUCAGGUUUUUUUCCAUUGUCAAAAAAAAACAACAAAAAAAACAAAACGAUUUACACGCUGUCUCUGAUUUUUUUGUAAUUCGUCUGCAAAAGCAUUGUGUUAUUUGAAUGCAUCUGUGUAUCUCAUUCUCCUGUGCUAGUGGCUGGAUGCAUUCCUGUUUUUGUACUGAGAACCUGUCAUCACCAAUCACCUCUACAGAGAAAUAUUCCGGGGACGGGGGACGCUGUUGUAUAAUAUGAGCACUGUUUUGCAUAAUCAGCCCACAGUCUCGAAACAGUGCCAGUACAAUGAUGUCUGACAUCGUUUCGAGCUCUGUACGAUGAUCUGUACCAUAAAGAAGAAUGUCACUACUGCUUGACUCGGACUGGGUUUGAAUUGGGAUCGAUUGUUUUCCCCCGUCAGAGCAGCUCGUUCGGAUCCCGACCCACCACAGUUGAGAAACAAAUUCUCAAACAAAACAAAAAAAGGGAACUUUGUAUUUGUAACUCUGUAAAUUGUCUGCCUCAUAAAUUGUUGAUCAAGAUGGAAUGAGGGAUGUAUGUCUUAGGUGAUGUAAGCGACAAAGUGCAUGAGUUUUGAAUGGCAAACACGUGAAGCAGGCCCUGGUGGCAUGUGGAAGUUCAUUCCUGAUUAUGAUUUGUAUUUCUAUUUAUUUAUUUAAUGUUAUUUAUUCUUUAAUUUAUCUGAUGGUUUUAUUUUUUUAAUUUUAUUGCAUUUGCCUUGAUUUUUUUGACACUGUUUACUGCAGUUCAUGAGAGUUUAAUGUGGCUUCCGACAAAAUGCGUUCAUUUAUUUUUUUGUCCUCGUGUUUAUUUCAUGGUUUUGUUUUGUUUUUGUUUUUUUCUGUUUCAGAGCAUUUUAAAUUAUCUUCAGGUUUUGUUUUGGGUUUGUUUGUUUCUUUUUUUGGUUUUCCAUCUGCUUUCAUAAGGGUACAGGUAGUUUCAAUCCAACUCGGGAACUGCAGUUGAAACAAACAGAUUAAUCAAUAAUGAAAAUAGUCAUUAAUUGCAGGUCUAAUUUAUAAUAACAGUCAACUGGUUUGUGCACAUUGCUUACAUUUUGUUUCCACAUUUUACAUGCAUUUGUCUCGGCCAGACUGAGGUUAAAUAUUAUUUUCAAGUAAUUUUUACUGUUUAUUUUCACCUGCUAGACAGUACAAUUCACAAUAUUAGGAAAUAUUUAAAGGGGAAAUUACUGCUGUCAGAGUUGGUAAAUGAACUAUCAACAUAGCAGGUAAAAACGAAGAAUUAUUUGAAAAUAAUAAAUAGAAACACUAUCUGACUCGGGUCUUAAUGCCUGUUCCUCUCAGUUCUUUUUCAAAUAUCAAGUGGCCUCUCAGCCUGGAGUACUGCAUCCACUGAGACUUGAUCUCUCUUUAACCGAAGAGUGACCUGAUGUUCAUGCAAAUGUGAAUGCUUUCUGCCUGAGGACUGUGCGGAAUGUGAUCAUGCUCGAUGUACACGGUAUCUCAACUAAGGGUGAUAGUUGAAGGUAUAGCCAAGGUGUCAUUAUCUGUUUGAAAUGUUACCACGAAUAAGCUGAUCUUACUGUCGCUGAUGGACAUUGUUUCAGGUUGGAAACAAUACUGUUAUUGACUGACUUGUAUUUGCACUGGAACACACUGAUUUGAGUAAAAUCAUAGUAAACAAUCCAACCAGAUCGCCAUUUCUUCUCUGUCCUCAUUGAAUUAAAGGGUAUUAAAGUGUCUGUAA